Messenger RNA from Daldinia caldariorum, 1088 nucleotides. RefSeq lists its product as uncharacterized. Bases 348 to 869 code for a protein of 173 amino acids. The record is from RefSeq and is a predicted model, not a curated record. The transcript has a single exon. NCBI's taxonomy places the organism in Eukaryota, Fungi, Ascomycota, Sordariomycetes, Xylariales, Hypoxylaceae.
UGUCUGUAAGCCCCCCUUUUUACGCAGUAUGAUGAUAAGAAGUCAUGUAGUACCUACGGUAUGGGCACAUAAUCCCACAUCUAUGAAAGAUACCCGUAUGCGAGAUAUAGGCCUCACCUCUUCAUUGGCCAUCCAUCCAGCCAAGCAUGCAUGGCGGUUACCGCAAUCCUCCCGCCCUGAACAAGUGGUGCCACUACCAAUAUUCCAUAGUACCGCCCCGUCAUCCGCCUCAUCGAAUACCUACUUGGUAUCUAAGGUAUCCCAACUUGCAGAAUGAGAACUUGACGGACAAAAGAACUUUUGUGAGGAAUUUUAAGUAAUAAUUAUUAUAAGGAAGUCCAAAAAAAAUGGGCCGCUGGUCACAUCUCGACACAGACGAGGAGCGCCUCCCGCACGGCGUCAAGCGCAUCGGGUACGACGCCGACGACCAGGAGUACACGUUCUUCGACACGUCCGACGGGAGCAUCUGGGUCGGGAGAUAUAACGGCCCCCUGAAAUGCGUGUCGCGGCCGGAGCGAGUCGUGAGCUCGAGCAGCGACAACGAUAGCAAGGACGAGCCACCGAGAUAUAAUAAUAAUAAUAAUAAUAAUAAUAAUAAUACCGACUUUGAUAAUAUUCUUGCCGAGGAAGAAGUCGAGAGAAGAGAUCGGCAGAAGUCGGAUGGUCCGGGAACGAAAGCUUUGCUGAGCACCUUCGUCGCGGUGGGGAGGCUCGCCCGGCUCGUGGUUGCGCGACGAGGUGCGGGUGCGGCUCGCAGGUCGCCGCGCGAUGAGUGCAGACGAGACCGGCGCGCCCGCGAGCAGGCUAAAGAGCUACUCCUGGGGGAUCAGAAGGAGUGCGAACGGGAACGAUUUGAUUGCGACGAAUAAUCAGGGGUAUCUUCCACCGCUACUGGGAGACCAGCACACCUUAUGUGCUCUUUGAGCUGGCCUCAAAGACUAACGACGAAUCACGAAGAUAGACUCAAGGGGAAUAAGGCGCAGGCCAUAUGAUUUGAUGAUAGUCAUGAGAUAUUUCUAGUUGGAAUUCACCACCGCGAAUUGUCAUCUUUCAAUUCGUAAUCUUAUCAGACCCGCAUCAGACUCGGG